Molecule: messenger RNA, 895 nt
Organism: Hydra vulgaris (swiftwater hydra)
Lineage: Eukaryota; Metazoa; Cnidaria; Hydrozoa; Anthoathecata; Hydridae
Source: RefSeq, a predicted model, not a curated record
UAUAUGUACAAUAUAUAUGGGAUAGAGCACGCUACUAGUUUCUAGUUUCUAAUACGCAAUAACGAUGGCAUCUGCUAGCUUGUCUUCAAACAAGUUAAAGCUUAAUCACCUUACGAUCAACAAUUAUAAUCGACAAUUUGCUUACGAGUCACAGAAACAGUUUAUUAAAUCUGUUCAAGAUUAUUCUAUCAAAACAAGCCAGUCUCCUGUUGAUAUAACUAAUGAUGUAUUUUCUCUUAAAAGUUUACUACCUAAACAUCAGUUAAUGAAAUGGUCCACUGAACUAUCUAUGCGUAAUAAUAUUGCGAGUGGAAUCCAUUAUAUAGAAUGCAAUCUAGGAAAGUUCAUGUAUGAAAGUGUUCAGCUUCUAAUAGCUCUUCAUAGGGUUCAAGAAAUGAAGCUAGCAGUUGAUCAAGAGUUAACAUGGUUUAAUUCUCCCAAGUUAGUACCAAAAUCAAUCAGUAUUUUUCCUUCUCAAAAUUUAAUUGAAAAAUUCAAAGAAGUGCUUUUUAAAAGGCCAGCUAACAAUGAAAUAUCAGAAUAUGGGAUGAGCCCUAACACUUUAGCUGAGUUAUGUUGUGCUAGAUGGCUUUCAUCAGAUCAUAUGCUGCAAAUUUCUAGCAUUUUAAACUUGAUCCAAAGAAUAACUGUUGUCCCUGAAAAGCUGAUCUUUAUUAUAAAUGUUGGAGGAAAUAACGAGAAAACAUUUUCUGGUACAGAUUUAAAUGCAGGUUGCCACUGGACACUUGCAGUUUAUGAUAGUAUUGAAGGUAAUUUUUACUAUGGAGAUUCUUUAGGAUGGUCAGCUCCAGAUGAUUUUUUAACUAAAGUACUUCUUUGCACGGUUGAAGAAGUUUUUCAAAUUGGUAUGUCUAUAACAUUUGCGAGCAUGUAA